Molecule: messenger RNA, 1485 nt
Organism: Pomacea canaliculata
Lineage: Eukaryota; Metazoa; Mollusca; Gastropoda; Architaenioglossa; Ampullariidae
Product: G-protein coupled receptor GRL101-like
Exons: 2
Coding region: 22-1191 (389 amino acids)
Biological process (GO): G protein-coupled receptor signaling pathway
Cellular component (GO): membrane
Molecular function (GO): G protein-coupled receptor activity
Source: RefSeq, a predicted model, not a curated record
CUGGACCUGAGACGUUGCCCUAUGACUAUUUUUCCAAGACAAAUAUUUUACAAUCUCACUCAACUACAGGAAAUAUUUGCUGACAACUACAAGCUUUGCUGUCCGGCCAUACUGCCCCCUGGUUUCAACGUGCUCAACUGUCACGCUCCUUCCGAUGAAGUGUCUUCCUGUGACGAUCUGCUGCGAUCCGGAGUCUACCGAGCAGGAGUCGCCAUCUUUGCCUCACUGGCGCUGCUGGGAAACCUCAGCUCCUUGGUUUACCGUUUGAUGUUGCACAAAACGUCAGGUAACGUCGGGUAUGACGUCUUCGUCACCAACCUGUGUGUGGCGGACUUUCUGAUGGGUUUGUACCUGUCAAUCAUCGGUAUCGCCGACUUCCGGUACAGAGGCUCCUAUGUCUGGGAGGAUGUCGGGUGGAGAAACAGCAGUUUGUGCAAACUGGCAGGUUUUACGUCUUUACUGUCAUGUGAAGUUUCCGUCUUCAUAAUCUUUCUCAUUACAGUUGACCGUUUCCUUGUUCUCCGUUUUCCUUUCAGCCAGGUGCACUUUGGCAAACGUUCAGCGCAGUGCGCAUGCGCAGUGUCGUGGCUCACAGGUGUGGCCUUUGCGGUUGUUCCUCUUCUGCCGAUGACGUCACACUGGCAGUUCUACAGCCAGACAAGUAUCUGUGUUCCGCUUCCUACCUCCAGGGUACAAUUUCCAGGUCGCGUAUACGCGUUCGGAGUUAUUAUUAUUUUAAAUUUUAUUUUAUCUGUUCACACCAAUUCUAUGUCUGCACAAAAUAUAUCGAAGGCAAGAAAAGAGGUUACUAUUGCCAAACGUCUAAUCACAGUAGUGAUGUCCGACUUCUUGUGCUGGUUUCCUGUCGGCUUAACGGGAAUCCUUGCGUCCAGCGGUAUCCCUAUAUCCGGAGAGGUCAAUGUGGGGAUCGCUGUUUUUGUUCUUCCUAUUAACGCUGCUGUCAACCCAUUCCUGUACACCAUCAACAUCUACCUGGAACGCAGACGCGAAAGAAGAGAGGAAGAAAGACGGAAGCGGCUCGUGAAUCAACUAAAGUUUGCCAAUGGAUUUGCUGGUAAUACAAAGGCCACGUUAACUACUAAUGACAUUAUUGGACUUCUCAAGACGUUGCUUUCGAUGAAAACAUUUUCGCAUACAGAGCUUCAGGAAAUGUUGGAGGAUACUGCUUAAUAAAGAAUAAGAUAUCAGGCUCUUAUAUUAGAGUGAUGUGCUCAGCACUUUCAUUUUGUUCAACUCACUCGACUUACCACAAACUCCUCGACGUUUGCGCUGUUUUUGUUUUUUUUUUUUUUUUACACAAAACAACCCUACAUCUUUUUGUAAGUUUGUAUAUAUUUAAAUCAUUUUAGCUCAUAAAAAUACACAAAUAGUGUUAAAAAUAGUUCCCAGUAAUUCGAUUAAUUAAUACUUUCUAUUAUGUCGUGUUCUGGUUCGCGCUUCUGCUUACCAACAUCUUUUUUUACC